Messenger RNA from Vollenhovia emeryi, 1052 nucleotides. RefSeq lists its product as uncharacterized. Bases 243 to 704 code for a protein of 153 amino acids. Gene Ontology annotation, biological process: regulation of synaptic transmission, cholinergic; sleep; positive regulation of voltage-gated potassium channel activity. NCBI's taxonomy places the organism in Eukaryota, Metazoa, Arthropoda, Insecta, Hymenoptera, Formicidae. The record is from RefSeq and is a predicted model, not a curated record. The transcript has 3 exons.
AAGAGAGAGAAAAUGUGAGAGGGAGAGGAAGAGGAGUGCACUUGGCAAAGAGGGUGUUGGUUCCUCAGUAUCGUACUGGACACGUUUGGCAUCGGUAGUACCGAAACGGCCUUCCGGAUCGCUCGGCAAUACAUAUCGUCGUUUACGAGGACGUCGUGAAUUAUCGAGGAAGGGUUUCCUUCACGAGCUCCUACGGGGCAGAGUCGAUUUUGCGAUUUCGGCGACCGCGUCGGUUCUCCAAAAUGGUUUCCGCCGAGCGCGCAGCGAUCAUCAUCUUCGGGCUGGCCCUCUUCGUAACUUCAGGUUCCGCCUUACGAUGCUGGGUGUGCUCCUCCAACGUAAACGUCAUGUGUAACGACCCGAUGAACACCACAGAUCAUCAGGCUGCGUUCCAUAUAAGGACUUGCGACCCAGGCCCUUACGGCUCUUCAAAACCCAUCUGCCGCAAAAUCGUCAAACGAGAAUACGGCGAGCGAAUUAUCAUACGCCAGUGCUCCACUCCGUAUCACGAUGAGAUCGACGUAGUCAACGGCCAGUGCGGCAACUCCAUGUCACAGCCGGGACGUGAUGUAAUCGAGUCCUGCCACAUCUGCAGCACCGAUUUGUGCAACUCCGCAACGGAUGCCUCCGCGACGAGGCUGCUUUACGUCGCCACGCUGAUACUUCUCGCCUGCACUUUCCACCAGUCGAAAUACGUUCUUUAACUACCAUGACAAUAAUCUAUAUAGUUAAUAAUACAAAAGGAAAAGAGAAUGGAGAAGAGAGCGAUUCGAACGAUAGCUACGAGAAAUACUUAAUGUUGUAAAUCUACGACUAACAAACUUCCACUACGAACGUACACGCUGUUUCCCCGACUUGAUGGCGAUUCGAAAGACUUGUGUAAAAAGUGCGGCUGGAGAAGCCCUUACGUAAUUCUCUCCCGGUUCAAGUGCAGUCCGUUAUUGCGAGACGAAAAUUAUGCGAACGAGAAAGCGGAUUUUUACAAUUAAUAUUGGAUUCAUAAUCGAAUUGCUGUAAGUACAAAAAUAAAAAACAUAACAUAAUCAUGUGUA